This is a messenger RNA of Aureobasidium namibiae CBS 147.97, 1575 nucleotides long. RefSeq lists its product as uncharacterized. Bases 1 to 1575 code for a protein of 524 amino acids. The record is from RefSeq and is a predicted model, not a curated record. The transcript has 2 exons. Lineage: Eukaryota; Fungi; Ascomycota; Dothideomycetes; Dothideales; Saccotheciaceae. Gene Ontology annotation, cellular component: NuA4 histone acetyltransferase complex; Swr1 complex. Gene Ontology annotation, biological process: negative regulation of transcription by RNA polymerase II; DNA repair; chromatin remodeling. Gene Ontology annotation, molecular function: transcription corepressor activity.
AUGCUGGGUCUGACGGGCGAUGCUGCCCGUCCGCCGCCUUUGAAGAAGCAGAAGACCGUCGAGCGGCGUCCGCUCGAAAAGGGAAUUGCUCGUGAGGUUUCGGCUCUUAUGGGCGAACGCGCUCCUCCGAUUGCUAUGAUUUCAAUCCAGCCAAAAUACAAACAACGACCGAGACGAUCACAUCGAGCUGCGCCUUGGGAAUGGGCUCCCUUCAACAACCAAGCAAGAGAGGACCGUCUUACCUUACAUCACUGGCAGCCUAAGCAUACUCCUAAGCCUCGGCCAGAAUCAGAACAACAACCACAGACCGAGUCGGAAGCCGAUGUUGAGAAACAACCAGAGCCCGAACCGCAGCAGAAAGACUACCAAUACGCCAAGUACAAUGUUCAGGUCGAGACUCCCUCCUAUAAUCAGGAGCUAUACGACGCUCAGCUACAGGACCCGGAUUGGACCAAGGAAGAGACGGAUUACCUGGUCGAAGCCGUAAGAGACUAUGGUCAAAAGUGGCCCGUCGUCAUUGAUCGCUAUGAAUACCAGCCUGAGCCAACUGAAGACGGUGCAGAAGCGCCGCAACCGAAGUCUCGUUCUAUGGAAGAUCUCAAAGCACGUUAUUACACCGUCAGCGCAAAGGUUCUGGCCAACCACACGCCCAUUUCGUCAAUGACUGGCCCGCAAUACAACCUAUACUCCACCUUAACUUCAUUCAACCCCGUCCAGGAGACAUCACGAAAGAAGCUCGCCGAAGGCCAUCUCUACCGUACUCAACUCGAGGUUGACGAAGAGAACGUCCUGCUCGCCGAACUACAACGCAUCAUGAUCAACCAGCAACAACUUGAAAACGAGCGCAACGAGAUCCGCGAUAGACUUGAAUACCCUUCGACAAGCAACACCGCAGCCGCCCAAUACAGCACGUCCCAACAACUCGGCCAGCUCUUCCAACAACUACUCCAAGCCGAUCGCAUGAAGAAGGAUCGCCGCCUCAAAGCUCAAGGCGAGACCCCCGGUAGCGGCCCUCCCACGUCCGCACAACUCCAAUCCGCUGCAGGUGCAUCCUCCGCCCACCGCGAUAGUAUCAGCAGUGCCACCGGAGCCCGCAAAGCCGGCGGCCGCGACUCCAUAGCUGGAGGCAGCGCAGGCAUGGAUCCCACUGCACGCGCCCUGACCCCUCACGCCGCUCAUCGCUACUUCGUCACCCAACACGACCGCCUCAGCAGCGGUGUCUCCUUUGCCUCUGACCGCCUGCACCGCGCCCGCAGCGCCAAAUCCAUGAUCCAGACUGAGAAGAUCUCAGCCAUACUCAACCAUCUGCGCAUUCCUGACAUCAUUCCUCUGCCUACCCAACGCGUAAUCGAAGACUUUGAAAAACUGAUGCAAAAGGUGCAUUUGCUGUUGGACAUGCGCAAACUUGCUGACAAAGAGGAGCAAGAGAUCAGGGUCAAGGAGGCUGAGAGGAAGGUCAAGGAGGGAAAAGAAGGAGUUAAGGAGGAAGGAGAGGAGAGCAAGGUCGGUCGGAAGAGGAGUGCGAGUGUGUUGAGUAAUGAUGCUCAGGGUGCUACCAAAAGGCCCAAGAAUUAG